AUGGCUCAACUAAUGGAGGUAAAUGGAGCAGAUGAAUAUGAAGAUGAAUUGGAUGAUGAAAACCUGAUGCGCUUAUCCGAGGAGGAUCUGGAUGACGAGAGCAUAGACAACCAAUUCUUAGGCUCAGAUGAGGAAGGUCUCGAAGAGAUACUUGCUUUCGCAAGACAACAGAAGAACAUCUCUGAAUUGGAGUUUCCUCCUACUCAAACGAUAAAAAAGAAGGGAAGAGGAAAGAAACAGAAACCAGAGCUUCAGACAGAUCUAGAUCUUGAAAUAAGAGAGUCACUAAUGGAACAGUUUCAGUAUCAAAAGCUGUCACGAAGAGACAAGAAGCUUCGCAAGAAGGAAAAAAGGCAGCAACAAGCUUUGGUCGACAAUGACUUAAGUGUGAAAUAUGACUAUUCAUUGCACAUAAAAGAGAUUAAACAAGAGUUUGAAACCUUUUUGCAUGACGUGUCCCGUGAUACGAUGAGCUUCCCCCCUCUUGAUCCCCAUGGGAAUAAGACGAUCAAUAAGCUUUCAUCGUGUUACAAUAUGCGUUGCACAAGAUGUGGCGGAAACGGUCUUCAGAUGUAUAUGAAAGUGGCAAAAACUCGGAAAACAUUCCAUUAUUUACCAGAUUACAAUCAAAUUGCGUAUAUAAUGCGACAAAGGCCGGUAUUCAAGCGUUCUGAUGUUAAAUCGAGAACAAAGGAAGAAAUUGCAGAGACGGACGGAAAGAAAUCUCGUCGUGGACCAAUUAAUGAAGCGUAUGUGAAAGAAGGUGAUCUUGUUGGUGCUAAGGCUCCGGAAAUCGGAACGAACAAUAUUGGUCGUAAAUUACUAGAGAAAUUGGGCUGGGUCAAAGGUGAAGGGUUGGGUGCCCACGGAAACAAGGGUAUCAGUGAACCCUUGAUGGCGACAGUUAAAAAAUCCAAGACUGGUUUGAGAUAG
Clavispora lusitaniae ATCC 42720 is the source of this 933-nucleotide messenger RNA. RefSeq lists its product as uncharacterized. Gene Ontology annotation, molecular function: nucleic acid binding. The record is from RefSeq and is a predicted model, not a curated record. Lineage: Eukaryota; Fungi; Ascomycota; Pichiomycetes; Serinales; Metschnikowiaceae. Gene Ontology annotation, cellular component: nucleus.